Molecule: messenger RNA, 1950 nt
Organism: Daucus carota subsp. sativus
Lineage: Eukaryota; Viridiplantae; Streptophyta; Magnoliopsida; Apiales; Apiaceae
Product: notchless protein homolog
Exons: 13
Coding region: 74-1501 (475 amino acids)
Biological process (GO): ribosomal large subunit assembly
Cellular component (GO): nucleolus
Molecular function (GO): protein binding
Source: RefSeq, a predicted model, not a curated record
GGACCCUAUGUAUAAACCCUAAACAACACAACAGAGUCAGAGUCGCAUAAACCCUAGAAAGCAAAGAAGAAAAAUGGAGGCAGAGAUGGAAGUGAAAAACAAGAACAAUGUAAUGUGUUUGUUAUCCGACCCGGAAGGGAACCCACUCGGAGCCCCGAUGUACCUCCCCCAAGACGCGGGUCCCAAGGAGCUUCAAAUCACCGUCAAUCAGCUUCUUACCAAUGAGGAAAAAUUACCUUAUGCGUUCUAUAUAUCAGACCAGGAGCUUCUUGUGCAACUAGGGGAAUAUUUACAGAAAAAUAAAGUUUCUGUGGAGAAGGUACUCCCAAUAGUUUAUCAACCACAAUCAGUUUUCCGUAUUCGACCAGUUAACCGUUGCUCUGCAACAAUUUCUGGACACACAGAAGCUGUACUUUCUGUUGCGUUUAGUCCUGAUGGUCAACAACUGGCUAGUGGGUCAGGGGACACAACAGUUCGAUUGUGGGACUUGAACACUCAGACACCCAUGUUCAAUUGUACAGGGCACAAGAAUUGGGUUCUCUCUAUUGCAUGGUCACCGGAUGGUAAGCACCUUGUCAGUGGGAGUAAAGCCGGAGAACUUAUAUGUUGGGAUCCAAAGACUGGAAAGCCAUCAGGAAACUCACUUGUUGGUCAUAAGAAAUGGAUUACUGGUAUAUCCUGGGAACCAUUGCACCUACAGGCCCCAUGCCGUCGUUUUGUUAGUUCUAGUAAAGAUGGAGAUGCACGCAUAUGGGAUGUUACAUUGAGAAAAUCUGUUAUCUGCCUUAGUGGGCACACACUUGCAAUAACUUGUGUGAAAUGGGGUGGAGAUGGAGUCAUAUAUACAGGAUCGCAGGAUUGUACGAUUAAGGUAUGGGAAACUACACAGGGAAAGUUAAUCCGUGAACUGAAGGGCCAUGGGCACUGGGUCAAUUCACUGGCAUUGAGUACUGAAUAUGUUCUUCGAACCGGAGCUUUUGACCACACUCAUAAACAUUAUGCAUCUCCAGCAGAAAUGAAGGAGGCAGCUUUAAAACGUUACAUUAAAAUGAAAGGCAAUGCCCCUGAAAGAUUGGUUUCAGGCUCUGACGAUUUCACCAUGUUCCUCUGGGAACCUGCAGUUAGCAAACACCACAAAACUCGUAUGACAGGCCAUCAACAGAUCGUGAACCAUGUUUACUUUUCUCCUGAUGGGAAAUGGAUUGCAAGUGGUUCUUUUGACAAGUCUGUUAAGUUAUGGAAUGGUAUUACUGGUAAUUUUGUAGCAGCUUUCCGUGGCCAUGUUGGGCCUGUAUAUCAAAUAAGUUGGUCUGCUGAUAGUAGGCUUCUUUUAAGCUGUAGCAAAGACUCUACACUCAAGGUUUGGGAUAUCAGGACAAAAAAAUUGAAACAGGACCUUCCGGGCCAUGCAGACGAGGUUUUUGCCGUUGAUUGGAGUCCAGAUGGUGAGAAGGUGGCAUCUGGUGGCAGGGAUAGAGUUUUGAAGCUAUGGAUGGGAUGAUGAAAAAUUGGAAACUGCAGUGCCUGAUAGUGAAUGCUUAAGGUUCUUUCUUCUGUUGAAGCAUGGUGUUUGUUGUUCCUUCUAUCAAGGGGCGGCAGUUUGUAGUCAAGUUCAUGGUUGCAUAGGUACUAGCAUAGCUGGCAAGGCACUCUGACACGGCCAUAAAUCACAUGCCAUCAACUUGCUACCUGAAAGCUUUACCAAUGUGAUCAUAACAAUGCAUAUAAGAUAAUAGUCUAUGAAGGGUUAUACAGGGAAAUUUUAGGUCAGCAUAUUAUAGUUUGUUGGCUGAUUGGAUUCCUAAUUUACAUAGCAUAUCAGUUAAAUUAUAUUACAGCCAAAAACAACAUAUUCUUUUAGGUUUCCAUAUUGUUUGUCUCUGUAAUAUGCCCGCACGAUACUGAAUCAUGACAAAUGUUGAUGAUGAAAACUGGUUUUGUUUUUAGCUA